UCCCUGCUCCUUAGGUGCAACAUCAUGCGACAGUGCCUGUGGGAUUGCCUUAGGAUAGCCACAACAUUUAGAGCCAGAUGUCAGAGGAAUCAACCAACCUUAGGGAUCCUGAGACGAGAUCCCUCCUGGCAGAUUUGUAUCAGUUGGUGUGUGCUCGGCCUAUGGAGGACAAAGAAUUUGUCCAAGAUCACCUGCUGAAUCACAAACACCUACUGGAUGAAGACAUUGGAUUCUGGUGUGAUAGUAGCCAGAGCUGGUGCCAAGCAGGCCCGAAGUUUGAGUUCUACCCAACUCACGAACUUGGCUGUGUUGAUGCCAAAUUUUCCUCUUGCCAUACGGCAGCUUUUGUAGAAUGUAUUCGCCAAGGGAACUGCUCAUGUAAGCAGAACAGUAGGUUGUCUUCUCGCUCAUUUGGCAAGGAGAUAUGGGUGGGGGUGAGAUUGAUUCAUCUGGCAGUCAGGUUACGGGAGGCGUGGCUUGUGGAGUUUCUCCUAGAUCAUGGGUGCCAUCCGAACCCCACCACACCCCUGAACAAGUUAAGACCACUGUAUAUCGCAGCCCGUGUAGGGUACCCGGAUAUAGUACAGCAGUUGCUAGCUAGAGGAGCAACGAUUUUCAAAGAGGACUUACCGACACCAGACGAAUGUGGCAGGACACAAGAUGACAAAAACAACCUCUUGCACCAUGCUCUGUCAUUGAUUGCGCUGGAUGCUCUGCCAUUAGAUGAGAAACGCAUGCAACAAAGUCUUACAUUCAAGCUCCUUGUCAGAUCAGGUAUUUGGGAUGUGGACCAUAGAGAUUGCAACGGUGAGACAGUUUUGAUGUCAGCCGUUGAGAGUGAAAUGGUGGAAGAGGUGGAAGUGUUGUUGGAUGCAAAUGCUGAUCCCAAUUUGUUGUGCGAUGCAGGCUUCUGUCCCCUGUUCAGAGCUGUUGAUCGUGGAAAUUAUGCCAUUUCUUCAGCGUUAAUUGAAGCCGGAGCAGACGUCAACUACGCAGUUUGUAAUAAAGUGACACUUCUCCAGGCUGCAGUUGAGGAUGGAUUUUCCAAAAUAGCCGAACUUCUUCUGCAGAAUGGAGCCGAUCCAAACUUUGUACCAAGCGGAUCUCCUCACCCUCUUAUAAUGGCGAUCUGCGACCGCGACUCUAAAUGUGUUGAUGCUCUAAUAAAGCACGGUGCUGACGUAAACGCUCGCAGAGAAGACGGGGUCACUGCCCUCCACCUUGCAGCGUUCUACGGGGGCAGCGAAGAGUCAAUACACCUGUUAUUGAAGCACGGAGCUGAUCCGCACGCCCGGGACAUCCGUCAAAGCACGCCUAUUCAUUUUGCCACGUACAGCGGUAACGUUGCUGGUGUUCUUGAACUUUUAAAGUUCAACGCCAAUCCAGAAGUCUUCAACUGCAUCAGGGCAUCACCACUCUGGUAUGCAGUUGCCAUGCAACGGGGAUGUAUCGUGCAGACGUUGCUCGAGCAAAAGGUUACCAUGGAAACAAGCAGUUCCGGCGAUGAACCAGGGAGUGAAUACAUAGGGAAGAUUUACCCGAGUGAGAAAUCAGUUUUAUGGGUUGCAGUAGAGAGGAGCUGCCCACAGGUCGUGAAAAUGUUGCUAAAAGCUGGCUACAAUAUAUGGCAGGAGCAUUGGCUUGUAGAAGGCAAUACCGAAGGUUUUGACAAGGAUGGUAGUAUGGAGAUAUUUCGCGAACUCCAAGAUGCGGUGAAGGAAAUGCCAAGUCUACUGUGUCUUUGUAGAUUCUUCUUCAGAAGUCGAUUCGGACCAAAGCUUCGUAUCAUUGCAGAGGAAUUCCUAUUGCCACAGACCCUCAAAGACUUCCUUCGAUGAUCGGGCACGAUGGUUUCUAAAAU
Molecule: messenger RNA, 1861 nt
Organism: Liolophura sinensis
Lineage: Eukaryota; Metazoa; Mollusca; Polyplacophora; Chitonida; Chitonidae
Product: putative ankyrin repeat protein RF_0381
Exons: 4
Coding region: 78-1838 (586 amino acids)
Molecular function (GO): protein binding
Source: RefSeq, a predicted model, not a curated record